Molecule: messenger RNA, 1047 nt
Organism: Sclerotinia borealis F-4128
Lineage: Eukaryota; Fungi; Ascomycota; Leotiomycetes; Helotiales; Sclerotiniaceae
Source: the annotation of a GenBank genome assembly
AUGGCCAAAUCUCUUCCGAUUUGUGCCGACUUGGUCGAUUGCAAUUAUGCUGUCGCAGGACAUGACGGCACUCUUUCCGAUGUUGAUGGCGAAUUGUUCAUUAAACCUUGUACCGAUACCGAGGUCGCAUUUUAUAACGAGACCAUAGCAAACCACGAAGACUUUUACGAUUUUAUGCCAGAUUUUCUUGGAACUUUGCAAUUGGACGAGAAGCAGGAUAACACAGUUGAAGAGAAAGCGGCCGAGUUGAUUGCGCAGUAUUCAAAUCUUGAGGGCUUUUACCCAGGCAGAACUAAUGGCAAGAGAAUUUCGACCAAUCAAGCCGUCGUUCUCAUGAAUGCGUCGCACGGAUUUGUGAAGCCCAAUAUUCUCGAUGUCAAACUUGGUGUACGAUUAUGGGCAGAUGACGCGCAUCAAGAUAAGAAGACGAGAUUUGACAAAGUUACGGAACAGACCACACACAAAGAUUUCGGAUUUCGCAUCGCAGGUAUGAGAGUAUGGCAAGGACCGGAUGCCAAGGGCGACGAUAUAGACAAGGACGGCUAUAGAAUAUAUAAUAAAGACUACGGCAGGUUCGAGUUAAACAAUGGCAAUGUUCAUGAAGCAUUCAAGAACUUCAUCUUCACAAAAUCGGCUGGUAUCGACAACGAGUUGGGACAAUUAAUAUCUCAGGCUUUUCUCUCUGAUUUGAGAAGGAUACAAGAUGUGUUGGAAAGUCAGGAGAGCAGGAUGUACUCCGCUAGUCUUCUAUUCGUUUUUGAGGGUGAUGGGAAAGCAUUGCGCGCUGCAAUGGAAGAAUCUAGCCGGACACCUCCCCCCACCACGACCGAACAUGCUUCCUCAUCGUCGGGAGAGACCCAGUCAUCCUUUGAAGAGGAGGAAGAGGAUGAAGAUGACAUGGAAGAGGAAUCUUUCCCAAAAAUAUAUACUCUAAAGGUCAUAGAUUUUGCUCAUGCGCAAUGGACCCCUGGGCUAGGACCGGAUGAAAACUCUCUUGUAGGAGUACGUGGCGUAGGGAAAAUCCUGGAAGAGCUGGCGGAUUCAUGA